CUUCCUUCAAACACGUGUUUCACUGGGACAAUAGUGAGUGGCGCACACUUCCUUCGCCCGGCCACAGAAGACAAAAAAGAGUUGCUGGUGUAACAAUAGGAAGAAUAUAUUCCACUCCUCUCUUGUACACGCGGCUUAUGAGAUGAACGCUCGUCAAGAAGAACGUCCCCUUCAGCAGCAGGAGGAUCCACAGCCCCCUCACAUUAAAGAGGAAGAGGAGGAAGUGUGGAUCAGUCAGGAGGGAGAGUGUCCUGUAGGGCAGGAGGAGGCUGAUGUCAGCAAGUUUCCACUGACUGUUGUCUCUGUGAAGACUGAAGAGCAUGAAGACAAACCACCUGAGUCCUCACAGCUUCAUCACAGUCCAAACGUCCAGCAGGUGUCAGCAGAGAGUCAUGAAGAGAUUCCCUCCAAGCAGCAGGAGUGGAGCUCCAGUGUGGGACAGAAGGAGCUACAGGCCACCUCCCACAUUAAAGAAGAAGAGGAGGAACUGUGGAAGCAGCUUCAAAUGUUGGUGGAGGAUAAUGAUGAAGAUGAAGCUCAGUCCUUACAGCUUCAUCACAGUCAAAGUGAGGAGAAUAUAGGGGCGGAGCUUGUAAGUCAACACAUCACAGAAGCUGAUGGAGAGCAUUGUGAAGAUAUAAAGUCAGAACCAGACAGCAUCUUUGCUCCACUGUCAGACAUGGACCACAUGAUGUCACAGUCUUCUGAUCACAGUGACCACAUCCAAAAACCUUUGGAGAGUAAAAAUGACUCUGAAGGUGAUACGAGACAUCACACUAACAACAAACACUUGGACUGCUCUGAAUGUGGGAAAUCAUUUAGACAGAAGAGUCGUUUUACAGUACACAUAAGGAUACAUACUGGAGAGAAACCUUUUACUUGCUCUGUUUGUAAGAAGAGUUUCUCCACAAAGCAACAAAUGACCUCACACAUGAGAACACACACUGGAGAGAAACCUUUUGCUUGCUCUUUUUGUAGGAAGAGUUUCUCCAGAAAUCUUGACGUGACCACACACAUGAGAACGCAUACUGGAGAGAAACCUUUUACUUGCUCUGUUUGUAAGAAGAGUUUCUCAAGAAAACAUUUCAUGACCACACACGAGAACACAUACUGGAGAGAAACCUUUUACUUGCUCCGUUUGCAGGAAAAUUUUCCCCAUAAAGCAACACAUGACCACACACAUGAGAACACACACUGGAGAGCAACCUUUUGCUUGCUCUGUUUGUAGGAAAAGUUUCUCAAUGAAGCCUGCCUUGACCACACACAUAAGGAUACAUACUGGAGAGAAACCUUUUACUUGCUCUGUUUGUAAGAAGAGUUUCUCCACAAAGCAACAUAUGACCACACACAUGAGAAUACAUACUGGAGAGAAACCUUUUACUUGCUCUGUUUGUAAGAAGAGUUUCUGCAGAAAGCCUGACAUGUCCACACACAUGAGAACACACACUGGAGAGAAACCAUUUAGUUGCACUGUGUGUAAUAAGAUGUUCCGGUAUAAGUAUCAGGUCAGUAAACACAAGUGUGUAACAGUCAUGGAAGCUGCAGGGAUUUAAAAACACUUAAACAGUGAUUGUGCUAAAUGUACUUUAAAAACACAGCAUGUUUAAAGGCCUACUGAAAGCCACUACUAGCGACCACGCAGUCUGAUAGUUUAUAUAUCAAUGAUGAAAUAUUAACAUUGCAACACUUGCCAAUACGGCCUUUUUAGUUUAUUAAAUUGCAAUUUUAAAUUUCCCGCGAGUUUCUCGUUAAAAAAACGCCGCGGGAUGAUGACGCGUAUGCCUGACGUCACGGACUGUCAGGAAAUAUUAGGUUGCACUACUAGCGGCUAAAAGUCGUCUGCUUACACAAUAUUUUGGACAUCUGUGUUGCUGAAUCUCUUGCAAUUUUUUUUCAUUUAAUGAUGGAGACUAUAAAUAAUAAUGCGGUGGGUGGAUUGCAGCUGUCUUUAGCACCGAGACACAGCUGGUGUUUCUUUGUUUGUUGUGAAGCUUUAACACAGAGCGGUCAAACGAACAUGUUUUCUCUCCGUCAACCAGCAUGUUUUUGGAUGGGAAAAUGGUGAUAUAUAUCUAACAUGAGACAUCAGUGGAUUAUUUGUCGUCUUGUAGCAGCUGUCAAAAAAGGCAGCUGUGAGCUUGGCUCCUCGGCUUCUCUCUGAGACACUGCGUGUUCACCGCAGCCGUCCAACCUCGAGGUAUAACUUUACUAUCUUUAAAAUCUCACUUAAACACUAUUAAAACAAUAAGCAGAUAAGGGAUCUUCCAGAAUUAUCCUAGUAUAUGUGUCUAAUUACAUCUGAAACGCUCACACUGCCGCCGCCCGGAGCCGUCGCUUUUUUUUUUAUUAUUUUUUUUUUAUUCUAGUCCUUCACUAUCAAUAUCCUAAUUCACAAAUAUUUCAUUCUCGCUCAAAUUAAUGGGGAAAUUGUCGCUUUUCCGGUCCAAAUUGCUCUUACUGCUGGUGGCUCCCAUUAUAAACAAUGUGAAUAUGUGUGGAGCCCUACAACCCGUGACAUCACGAGCACAUCGUCUGCUACUUCCGGUACAGGCAAGACUUUUUCUAUUAGCGACCUAAAGUUGUGAACUUUAUCCUUGAUGUUCUCUACUAAAUCAUUUCAGCAAAAAUAUGGCAAUAUGGUGAAAUGAUGAAGUAUGACACAUAGAAUGGAGCUGCUAUCCCCCUUUAAAUAAGAACAUCUCAUUUCAGUAGGCCUUUAAAAUGAAUGUAUAUUUGAAGUUGUAUGUAGUGUUUCUCAUCUUCUACUGUUAUAUGUUGGCCUGUAGUUACUUUUUUAGUUGUGUGCAUGUAUUAAAUAUUAAAUAUGUAGCUAAUAUUUUUUUUUCUUCUCAUCUUUGAAGACAGGACAUUUUAAUAUUUUCAUUUGUUUUUGUGUCUUAUAAAAUCUCCCCAAAAAUUACCAUUGCAUAUUAUUGAUGUUAUUAUCCAAUUGUAAGUAGGAAUGAAUAACAUUGUUAACAAAAUGUGGACUCUGGUAGAUGAGCAGCAUUGUUACAUCAUGGUUGAUAACUACUGCAAAACAUCAACAAAGAUGAAAAAGUCUGAAGUUAGCAACACAUCACUGAACUUUAGAGUCAUCGUGAGUGGAGUUGCUUGUUUAUUCAUCAAUAAAUGCAAUUGGAAUGUAGAAAAAGUACUUUAGAGUUGCAAUGCAUACAGAGAGGACAUAUGUGCCAUUUAGUGUUUUACACUGCAGCAUCUAUUCAAGCAGCAAGCAGCAAGCAGCAGCACAUUUACUGCUGAGAGACAGACUCAGCUGCACACAUUUCAUUUAGAAAAGAGUAAGGUUGGAAACUUCUCUUGUUGCCGUAUUUGUGUUUAAUCUUAGUAAAUGUUGGGGGAGAUUUUCAUUGAACAAAACAGUUUUUUAGUAUUUUAUUUUGAA
This is a messenger RNA of Nerophis ophidion (straightnose pipefish), 3406 nucleotides long. Its product is annotated as zinc finger protein 33A-like. The transcript has 3 exons. The record is from RefSeq and is a predicted model, not a curated record. NCBI's taxonomy places the organism in Eukaryota, Metazoa, Chordata, Actinopteri, Syngnathiformes, Syngnathidae. The coding region runs from base 143 to 1228 and encodes 361 amino acids. Gene Ontology annotation, molecular function: RNA polymerase II cis-regulatory region sequence-specific DNA binding; DNA-binding transcription factor activity, RNA polymerase II-specific. Gene Ontology annotation, biological process: regulation of transcription by RNA polymerase II.